This is a messenger RNA of Ziziphus jujuba (common jujube), 4213 nucleotides long. RefSeq lists its product as uncharacterized. NCBI's taxonomy places the organism in Eukaryota, Viridiplantae, Streptophyta, Magnoliopsida, Rosales, Rhamnaceae. The transcript is spliced from 10 exons. Gene Ontology annotation, cellular component: cytoplasm. The record is from RefSeq and is a predicted model, not a curated record. Gene Ontology annotation, molecular function: protein kinase activity; ATP binding; protein binding. The coding region runs from base 656 to 4099 and encodes 1147 amino acids. Gene Ontology annotation, biological process: signal transduction; protein phosphorylation.
CUAUGGUUUGGUGCCACGUCAUCCUCUCUCUCUCUCUCUCUCUCUCUCUCUCUCUCUCUCUCUCUCUCGAUUAGAGCUCCGAAGCUUAUGCAAAGCCUUCUCUCUAUCUUCUCUCUAUCUUCUCUCUCUCUCUCUCUCUCUCAAACCUCACCCUCACAAACAAAACCCAAACUCAAAAAUCAUUUUCCUCUUUUGCCUUCCUCUUCUUCCAUACCAACAUUAUUCUUCUUCAAUAUUUUUCCAAUGCAAACCACCUUUGCAGCUUCAAUUCAUAACCGGAAAAGAAAAUUCUCAACAAUCAAGAAGGAAAACUGAGAGGCUGGGACUUGUGUUUCAUAUAUGAUGUAGGGAAGGUUUUGUAUGGAUAAGAGAGUGCAGAUUCAUGGGCAAUGUUUUAUAAUUUUGCUGAUGGUGAAAUGACCAUAGAAUAAUUUGUACAUUGUUAUUCAUCUUGGUGUUUGAUACAAAAAUAAAAGCAUUUGAGAGAAAGUUUUAGGAGUCUAAUUGUACACAUUUUGGGAUUGAGUUCGUAAAGGAAUAAAUUAGGCUAUGAUCUUUUGAAACUUCAACCUUUUCGAAGGAAGGGCCUUUAAGGUUGGAAACACUAUAGAAUGUUCAUCGAAAAUUUCAAUGAAGAGGAACUUCUUCUGAAAAAAUGACCAAGGAGGCUCGAGCUGGUACUUCCAGCCAACAGUUCUACAAAGAUACACCAAAUGUUGUGUCAAACAACAGAGCUGCAGCAGAUAGAGAUGUAGAUAACUUUUGUAUACAGACCGGUGAGGAAUUCUCGACAGAGUUUCUGCAGGAUCGUGCUGGGCUAAGGAGAUUAGCACCGGUCAUGACUAAUGUCAAUCAGCGCCUGCCAACAAGAUCUGGUUUAAAUUAUAAUCAAAACCAUCAGCAGCUGGCAUAUGAGGAUCUCAGUGGCAUUCUUGGGUUAAGAAGAGUGGACUCUGAAUGCAGCUCGGAAGUAUCAGAUUUUGUUCAUGGUUCAGGAUAUUUUCCUGCUGAAGUAGAUUACAAGGUGCAUCCUAAUAAUAUAAACAGAUAUCAUUGGGAAUAUGGUGCUGCUAUUGGACAAGUACCAAGUAAGCACGUUGAUAACCGUGAUCGUGUUCCGCCAGUACUACCAACUGCUCCACCGUUUUAUGUACUCGAUUCGCCUCAGGCAUACCAUCCUUAUGUGCAAGGGUUUUCUGACGGUUCUGUGUCUAGCAAGAUGAGAUUUCUCUGCAGCUUUGGGGGAAGAAUAUUACCAAGACCAAGUGAUGGGAAGCUUAGAUAUGUUGGCGGAGAAACACGAAUCAUAUCCAUCAGGAAGAACAUUACCUGGGAGGAACUAGUGAAGAAGACUAGCACAAUUUUUAGCCAACCACACACUAUCAAGUACCAACUUCCAGGUGAGGAUCUGGAUGCUCUUAUAUCCAUUUGUUCCGAUGAGGACCUUCAUCAUAUGUUAGAGGAAUAUCUAGAGCAGGAAAGAACCGAGGGUUCUCAAAGAUUAAGGCUUUUUCUUAUACCUUUAAAUGAAUCUGAAAGCCCAAGUUCUGUUGAAGCAAGGGCUACCCAGACAAAUGAUGUUGAAAAUCAGUAUGUUGUUGCUGUUAAUGGGAUGUUGGAACCAAGUCCCAAGAAGAGUUCAAGUGGGCACAGUUUGACAAGCCAGACUAGCCAAUUGGGCAAUACCUUAGAACAUAGUCCAAGAUUUCAUAGGGACUCACCUACAUCUACAUAUAUUUUGGAGAAUAAGGAUCAUAGUCCAAGACCUCCUGCUCAGUAUACAACUGUACUUCAGGGUAGGGAUCCCAAGAAUUCUGAUGUGAUAGAUCGACCAUACGCUGGCGGUGAUGAAGGGAGUUCUUCCUUUCUUAUGGGAAAACUUCCAUGUCAAGAUUCCUGUAACGUUGAUGCUUUGAGUCGUUGUCAUGGGCUUCCACUCACAGAUAACCAUAAUCAGACCAAGUAUUUGGUAGAGGCUGAUUGGGCGAAUAGGGCGUCCGACAUCUGCUUUCACCAUCCUGGGCCAGGAGGAAACUUUGUGUCUUCUGCGCAAAAUGUUCAAACUGGUGUACGCUUUGAGAGAGUGAUGCCUAGGGAGAGCUCAUUCCAUUCUAACAAUUCUGGUUCUCACCAAGAUCACCUACCAACUUUGUUGUCCGGAACUGAGAUCAAAGAUGUUCCUCACAACAAAAUGAUGCAUGCCCUUUCUGACUCUCUGCUGCAAGAACAUUAUGACAGACCCUCAGAUGGAUUUAUGCCCCUGUCGUCAUCAAAAAUUAAGAGAGACAAGUUGCUUCCAAUAACAAGGUCUAGUUCAUCAAGAGAAUGUGUAAUGCAAGGUGUUGAGAAAGCUGAAUCCCAAGUAGCUGUGCAUGAAAAUCAAUUCACAGUCAAGAAACCAAGCCAUUCCAGGGGAAAGGGGAGUGAGGAGUUGUUGAAGUGGACACACAGGAAAAACAGUUCUGGUGAUCAGAAAAAUUGGAAUCACCAUGAAGGAAAUGUUGAUGUUAAAUCAAAGAAUAAUUCUCUUGAAAGUAGCAACUUACCAAAUAUCAACUACAUGCAUAAAAAUUGUGUAUCCUCACAAGAGUUGCAAAUCCCUGAAGGAAUGGUUUCUGCUUCCCCAGUGACACCAUUAGAAAAUUUGUUGGAUACUAGGAGCCUAAAUUCUAUGCAUGAUCAGCAAAGUUCUACCACUCAGAGGAUAAGUUGUCAAAGAUCCCUCAGACGAAAAACACCUGCUGCAUCUGAUGAAUUUGUUGGCUUUGAAUCUCUAGCUACAAGCUCUAAAGUGGCUUCAACUGUCAGUUCAGAUAGUGAAGCAUCUCUUCAUGAUAAGGAAGCUAUGAAUCGUGCUUACAAUGAGAUUGAAAUAUUAAGUUUUAGCGGAGAAGCUAUUGAAGUGCCUAAGUUUGAAUAUGCCAUCUCUGUCCAAUCACAGCCUUUAGAUGAUUAUCAUGACAAUGAGGCAAUGGAAUCACCGAUUAUUGUUGAAGACAUAACUGGCAUAGCAACUCCUGGCAUUCCUUCCUCCUCUCGAGCGGUUGCAUAUGUAGAAUACACAUGUAGUGAUGAUGAAUGUACAUCUCCUAGAGAAACAAAAGCAGACAGUAGCAUUCAGGAAUCUUCUGGAGAGGUUGAGAAUGAUAGUGCUGACGGUAGGGAUGAAUCUAUAAGUAUGAGUGAUGCAGCUAUAGCGGAGAUUGAAGCAGGAGUUUACGGUUUGCAGAUCAUAAAGAAUGAUGAUCUUGAAGAACUGCAAGAGCUAGGAUCUGGUACAUUUGGAACUGUUUACCAUGGGAAGUGGAGAGGAACAGAUGUUGCUAUUAAGAGAAUUAAAAAGAGUUGCUUUUCAGGCAGAUCAUCGGAGCAAGAGCGGCUGAUCAAAGACUUUUGGCGAGAAGCACGUAUACUGUCAAAUCUUCACCAUCCAAAUGUCGUAGCAUUUUAUGGGGUUGUUCCUGAUGGACCAGAGACAACAUUGGCAACUGUAACUGAGUUUAUGGUCAAUGGCUCAUUGAGGCAUGUCCUACUAAAGAAAGAUAUAGUGCUUGAUCGUCGAAAGAGGCUCCUAAUUGCGAUGGACACAGCUUUUGGCAUGGAAUAUUUGCAUUUGAAAAAUAUAGUUCAUUUUGAUUUAAAAUGUGACAAUUUGCUAGUGAACUUAAGGGAUUCUGAGCGACCCAUAUGCAAGGUUGGAGAUUUUGGGUUGUCGAGAAUUAAACGCAACACGCUAGUAUCUGGUGGUGUGAGAGGAACCCUUCCAUGGAUGGCACCAGAGUUAUUAAGUGGUAGCAGUAACCGGGUGUCUGAGAAGGUUGAUGUUUUCUCAUUUGGUAUUGUGAUGUGGGAGAUCCUGACUGGGGAAGAACCAUAUGCUAACAUGCACUGUGGUGCUAUUAUAGGGGGAAUUGUAAAUAACACACUAAGGCCUCCUAUUCCAAAACGUUGUGAUUCUGAAUGGAAAAAGUUAAUGGAAGAGUGCUGGUCAGCUGACCCUGCAUCCCGGCCAUCAUUCACAGAAAUUACAAACAGGCUACGGGAUAUGUCAAUGGCGCUGCCAAAAAAGCGACAGAAUGUUACAAGUAGAAGAGUCUAAAAAUCCUCAUGUAAGUAAUAUCCACACAUAUACAAACAUUAAAAAAAUUCAUGUAAAGAUUUGAACUUCUAAGAUUGAAAUUGUGAAUAGAAAUACAUAGCAUAUUCCUGUAUU